Molecule: messenger RNA, 2445 nt
Organism: Elaeis guineensis (African oil palm)
Lineage: Eukaryota; Viridiplantae; Streptophyta; Magnoliopsida; Arecales; Arecaceae
Biological process (GO): protein phosphorylation
Molecular function (GO): receptor serine/threonine kinase binding; ATP binding; protein kinase activity
Source: RefSeq, a predicted model, not a curated record
AAUAAUUUAACCGGAGAGAUCCCACCUGAGCUUGCAAACCUCACUCACUUGCGUGAACUAGACAUUUCCCAGAAUCAAAUGACUGGAAAAAUUCCUGCUGAGCUUGGUAAUCUUAAGAAUUUCACUGUCAUCCAGUUGUUUUGUAACAACUUCUGGGGUGAACUCCCCAAAGGAUUUGGAGACUUGCAGUUUCUCAUUGCAUUAUCUAUCUAUGAGAAUAUUUUUUCUGGUGAAUUCCCAGCAAAUGUCGGCCGGUUUUCACCACUCAACAGUCUGGACAUAUCACAGAACAACUUCUCCGGUGAAUUCCCAAGGUUCUUGUGCCAAAACAACAAUCUGCAGUUCUUGCUCGCACUCGAUAAUAACUUCUCAGGUGAAUUUCCUGAUUCUUAUGCUAAGUGCAAGUCUCUACAGAGGUUCCGAAUUAGCCAGAAUCGCUUCACAGGGAGACUUCCAGAUGGGUUGUGGGGACUGCCAUAUGCCACCAUCAUUGAUAUAGCAGACAAUGCUUUCAUUGGAGGGAUUUCUUUGGAGAUUGGGACCUCAACCAGCUUGAAUCAACUGUAUGUGCAAAAUAACAGGCUCUCUGAUGAGAUUCCUGUUGAGUUAGGAAAGCUAUCCCAGUUGCAGAAAUUAUAUGCUUCCGGUAAUUCUUUCUCAGGUCAGAUACCAUCUGAAAUUGGAAAUCUGGACCAGUUGACAUCUUUGCAUUUGGAGGAUAAUGUUCUCACUGGGUCUAUACCAUCUGAAGUUGGUUCAUGUAGUCGACUGGUAGAGAUUGAUCUUGCACAGAAUGCAUUGAGUGGUAACAUUCCAGGAACACUCUCCCAGUUGGCCUCUCUCAAUUCAAUAAAUCUAUCACAGAACCUGAUUACUGGCCCUAUUCCAGAUAGUUUACAAUCAUUGAAGCUAAGCUCCGUGGACUUUUCCAAGAACCGAUUGACAGGAAGGGUUCCACCAGGUCUUCUAAUGAUUGCUGGAGAUGAAGCAUUUUCUGGCAAUCCUGGUCUAUGUAUUGAUGGAAAGUCAGGAAAUGAAUGGGAUUCUGACUUGGGUAUUUGCAAGAUGGAUCGCAGGCACAAGGAUAUCUUAGGAAAUAGAGUGGUUCUUAUAUCAAUCAUUUUAUCAGCUAUGGUCAUUCUUUUAGCUGGAUUAGUGUUUGUGAGCUAUAGGAGCUUCAAGCUUGAGGAAUCUCAUAAACAGAAGGAUCAGGAGGAGGGCAUAGACAAUGACUCAAAAUGGAAAGUGGAAUCUUUCCAGCCACCAGAACUUGAUGCCGAAGAGAUAUGUAAAUUGGAAGAGGAAAAUUUGAUUGGAAGUGGGGGCACUGGUAGAGUUUAUCGAUUAGAGUUGAAGAACAAAGGCACAGUUGCAGUGAAGCAAUUAUGGAAAGGGAAUGGAGCAAAAGUUUUGAUGGCAGAAAUAGACAUAUUGGGAAAGAUCAGGCAUAGAAACAUACUGAAGCUAUAUUCCUGCUUGACCAGAGGGGAGCUUAAUUUUCUUGUAUAUGAGUACAUGCCUAAUGGGAAUCUUUAUCAAGCUCUUCAUCGGGAAAUCAAAGGUGGGCAACCAGAGCUGGACUGGAACAAGCGGUACAAGAUUGCUGUGGGUGCAGCAAAGGGGAUCAUGUAUCUUCACCAUGAUUGUUCACCAGCCAUCAUACACAGGGAUAUAAAAUCCACAAAUAUAUUGCUGGCUGAUGAAUAUGAAGCAAAAAUUGCUGAUUUUGGCAUAGCAAAGAUAGCCGAGGAAUCAGAUUUAAGUUGUUUUGCUGGUACACAUGGUUACAUUGCUCCUGAACUUGCAUAUUCACUCAAGAUAACAGAAAAGAGCGAUGUCUAUAGUUUUGGUGUUGUCUUGCUUGAGUUGCUUACCAGCCAUAGUCCUAUAGAACCUCAGUUUGGUGAAGGGAAAGAUAUUGUCUAUUGGGUUUCAAUGCAUCUAGACGGCCAAAAUGUUGCAGAAGUUCUUGAUCCUAGGGUGUCAAGUUCUGUGGAAGAUGACAUGAUGAAAGUUUUGAAGGUUGCUAUUUUGUGUACUACCAAGUUGCCAACUUUACGCCCUACGAUGAGGGAGGUGGUAAACAUGCUUAUCGAUGCUGAUCCUUGCACAUCAAUUAUAAGGGAAAAGAACUGCAGUAAGAACUGCUAGCUUUAUCAGGCUGGCUGUUUUGUACAACGCUUAUAGAUGUUUUAGAAAAUCUAAGUUAAUGUUUAGUCUGUGCAGGCCUUGGAUGCUUAUAACUCGAUUGAAUCUCAGCAUCAAUCUGUGUAUUGUAAAUUACAAAAUCCAAGUAGUGUUGUUUUCAAGUAAGUGGACUUAUCAGGUUUUAUAAGUGGAUUACGUCGUGUAUUAUUACCAUGUGAUGAUUGACUUUUCUGUCUAAUGAAAAGCAAUACUUAUUCUCAUAUAACUAAAGAUGUGAUCAUUUUUACACCUUUUACA